Vollenhovia emeryi is the source of this 3055-nucleotide messenger RNA. RefSeq names its product proto-oncogene c-Fos (gene Atf3). Lineage: Eukaryota; Metazoa; Arthropoda; Insecta; Hymenoptera; Formicidae. The record is from RefSeq and is a predicted model, not a curated record. Gene Ontology annotation, molecular function: RNA polymerase II cis-regulatory region sequence-specific DNA binding; DNA-binding transcription factor activity, RNA polymerase II-specific. The coding region runs from base 259 to 1095 and encodes 278 amino acids. Gene Ontology annotation, biological process: regulation of transcription by RNA polymerase II. The transcript is spliced from 4 exons. Gene Ontology annotation, cellular component: nucleus.
GCGGCCCGCGACGCCACCGCCGGCGAAUCGGCGCGCGCCGCGGUGACGACGCGGGCUAAAUAUAGCCGGUAUAUAUCUAGGCCGGUCGCGACCGCGAAUUAUCCACAGUCGCGCGCCGGCGGCCGACGGAGGAGGAUAAGCGGAUUAUCGGACGGAGCGGAUUUAUAAGUGCGUGCGCAGUGCGCUAAGUGCGAGCACACCGGGGCGCCGGACACGAGUUGCGAAGGCUAGAUAAAUGGUGAGAGCCCAGCGCAAGCCAUGUACAAUCUGAACGUGAACGUGAAUCCCAGCCCGACCGGGGCCGCGGGUUUUCUCGGUGUCACGGCGGCGGCGGCCGAGGUCACGCCAAGGACACCGGAAAUCGUAAAUUCGCUGAUCGCCAUGACCAAUCCCUUCGAGGGCUACGGCAGCGGCAACGAGAAGGGCACGCGGGACCGUACAGACUCGACCAGCAGUGGCGAACCGAGCCCGCCAAGCGUCCAGCACACCUGUAGUCAGCUUAUCAAAGAAGGGCUGAAGCUAACGUUGCAGACGAAGAGGCGGGCGAACAGUAGUGGCGACGAUGGCAAGAAAAAAACGAAAAAGGAGGACGGCAGCGGCGCCGAUGACGAGGAAGAGGAUGAGAUGAGCAACAACAACAUCAUGAGUGGACUGACGCCGGAGGACGAGGAACGACGGCGGCGGCGGCGCGAGCGCAACAAAAUUGCGGCGACCAAGUGUCGGCUGAAGAAGCGCGAGAAAACGGUGAUUCUCGUGCAAGAAUCCGAAAUCCUCGAGACGCAGAAUCACGACCUGAAGUCCCAGAUCCAGGAGUUGGAGACUCAGAGGCGCAGGCUGGUCGACAUGCUGAGCCUCCACACACCUACCUGCCUGAAGCAGGGCCUGGACACGACGUCGUAUCAGCAGUUCGCCGAACCCCUUCAUCUACCCAGCUAUCAGGACAAUUUUGUGCCACAGCAACCCCCGCCGGCCCUGAAUCAGCCGCAGAACUGCGUCACCGACUACCCUGUAAAGGUCGAGGAGUACGAGACCGAUUUUUACCGGCAGGAUAGCCCCUUCGUGCCGACAACGUCGGACGCCGGUUGUACGGUUUAGCGAAACGGCGAAAAUCGUUUUACUUCGCCAUCCCGAGGGAGGGAGAAUCGUCAAGAAGCUCGGAGGGUGUGUAUAAUAAUUGAAGGUUCUUGGAGUAUCAAAGACGGUCUCGCCAACAUUAAUUUACUUUAAAUGCAGAACCUCGAAAAAUGUCUAGGAGAUCUGAGGAACAUACUUUCAUAAAAACACAUUUCUUUGUUCCGCAGAUAAAAUUAACAAAGAUUGAAAAUUGUAUAUACAUAUAGUGAAUGUUAAUUGACGUUGGUGACAGAGUGAUUCUUCGCGCGAAUCGAAUUGUAAAGAUUUUCAAUUUUUAUUCGAUUCAGCUUCUUUCUUGCCCCACCUCUCUGGUGCUCGUGGAAUUUUUGCGAAUCGAUAAAAUUUUAAUUAUGAAUUGAAAGCUAUGGGAAAGUGUUCGAAAGAAAUUUGGAUAUUCGAUAUAAAUAUAUAUCAGUAUAGUCUAUGUUGUAUAUUCUAUAUAGUUUGCAUGUCAGAAUUUUAUUUCACAUUUUAUAAAUUCUAGUUAUUAAUUGUGUAGAAUGUUAUACAAAAGUUUUAUUUUUGAUUUAUAUAUUUUGAGCAAUUAUACUUUGCUCGAUGAAACGGUUGGCGUCAGGAUGCCGAUAACGGCAGGAUUAUAUGCAUUCCAUGUACAAGGAGAAUCGGAGAAAUGAGAAAGUGAUUUUGUUGGUUAUCCCUAAUUAUUAUUUCGUUAAUUCUUGUAAUUUUAUUCUUAACUCCUUAGUUUUCUAAACUAAGCCGUCCGAGCUUCUCGCCGUUUGUCUCUCCCGAUCGUAAGUCCGUAGCUCGUAAGUCGAUUAUUACUUCGUAAACGCGAACAAUGAUUUUUAUCUUUCUCGUCUUCCUGUUCGUCUAUCGAUCUUUCCUCUCCCUUUUCUUUUCUCGUUUCACCUUUUCCUUUUUUUUUCUAACGAGCUCUUAUUAUACUCGAGAAACGUUCGACGUAGAGAACGCUUGAAGACAUUCCUUCGUAAUAACCGUACUGUGACAUUCUCUUAUAAGGCCUUUAAUUAAUAAUAUAAUCGAUAAUGUAAGAUAAAGACGGACUGUCCAGCAAUGCUCGCUCUUUUGCAAGAGUUAUUACUGUUAGAAUAUAUGUCAUAAAAAUUACAUUACUGUACAUCAAUAGAAAAGUUUUUUUUCCACGAUUAAGAAUAUGACUAAUUUUAAUUGUAAUAAUUACGUUAAUUUUAUUCUUGAAAUUGAUAUAUAAUUUCAGUUAACCAAAAUAACUCACUUCUGUACUAGUAACGGUCGGUCUCGCACGCGUGUACUAGCUACGCUUACACUUGGCGCGAGACACUACCGUGUCUCGUGAUAACGAAUCUGUGAAAGUCUGCGUCUAUAUUUUUCAGCGAGUUCGGACUCGAAUACAUUAUCCUCUUUGUUUAUUUCCUCUUUUACGCUUGUCGCGCCGUUGAAAAAAACUAGUGAGACGAGUGAGCAUCGCCGAAAGAUAUUCCGUCGUUAAAUAAUAAGCAAAACUCGAGACACCGCGUCGAAUAUUGACGGCAAUUGGAAGAUAGUUAUUUUCAAACCGCUUUAAAGUCACAUUUCUCGAAAGAGCAAGAGAACAUUUGAAAACUCACUAAAUGGGAUUUAAUGUUGAAAAAAUUUAUCUGACAUCGACGAAAAAUUUUAUAUCAGUUUAUUAAUAAGCGGGCAACUCCCGUUUAAGUAAGGGGAGUUCACACUUUGGAAAUAAGACCUUUCAUUUCGCGAGGCGCGUGUCUCGGAUUUGCGAGACAGUGAGAAAGAGAGUACAUGCGAGUACCCCGGUGUAGAUAAGUCUUCUCUAUCAUUGAUAUUGAUUAUCAAGGAGUCGAUAACAUGCGUUCAGAGGAUACUUAUAAUUAUACGAGUAACGAGAAUGAUAUUUAAUAUGUACGUAUGCAUAUAUUUUAUACAAAUCCAUAUUAUAUAUUGUACAUAUAUAUUC